Molecule: messenger RNA, 741 nt
Organism: Caenorhabditis briggsae
Lineage: Eukaryota; Metazoa; Nematoda; Chromadorea; Rhabditida; Rhabditidae
Gene: Cbr-nos-1
Product: Protein CBR-NOS-1
Exons: 7
Coding region: 1-741 (246 amino acids)
Biological process (GO): negative regulation of translation; oogenesis
Cellular component (GO): perinuclear region of cytoplasm
Molecular function (GO): zinc ion binding; mRNA binding
Source: RefSeq, a predicted model, not a curated record
AUGGCUCUUCUAUAUACAGGUGUACGAUUUUCAAUUUCAAAGGUUCCAUCAAAAGAAUCCCAAAGAAACAAGGUUUCGACGGCAAAAAUGUCUCUCACAGAAGAUCUCUUUUUGUGGUCCCCAUUCCGAAACACCACGACCAUCGAAUAUCUCACUGGCAGCAAUUUCAUCGACGAGUACCGACAGGCGUCGACCACUUCCAGCGCUUCCAACCAGCUCGGUGUUAUUGGCGAGGAACGGGCCGUUCGCCUUGGCCGAAUCGAUAGUUUCAGCUCUGACCGUCAUGCUGAAAUUGCCGCCGACGCCACUCGGGCGACUUCCCAACAACGGCAACAAAUUCGACGUCAUUCGGAGCAUCAACAGCAACUGCCACGUCAUCAGCAAGCACCGGCGACUCAACUGCAACUACAGGAGCCUCAAAUGCUUCAAUAUCUUCAGUAUCGGCAAAGAAUCGAGUAUCAGAAUUCUGGAGCGACUCGCUCGUUGUGCUGCAGUUUCUGCUACGGUACCGAAUGCGCAAAGUCGAGAAAAUCCGGUAUUCUUCUGAAAAAAGACGAUCCGGGACGGUGGUCGACUCAUUCUAUCAAAUGGAAGGGACUAGUGACCUGCCCGGUGCUCUUCCGUCAAGUCUGCCGAGUUUGUGGAGCCACUGGAUUCAAAGCUCACACCACCGCCGAACACGACAGAGCCAUGGAUCAAGAAAAUCGCGAAGCGGGUCGCCGUUAUACCGUUUCGCACUAG